Messenger RNA from Exophiala xenobiotica, 1119 nucleotides. RefSeq lists its product as uncharacterized. The transcript has 2 exons. Bases 1 to 1119 code for a protein of 372 amino acids. Lineage: Eukaryota; Fungi; Ascomycota; Eurotiomycetes; Chaetothyriales; Herpotrichiellaceae. The record is from RefSeq and is a predicted model, not a curated record.
AUGGCAGAUCGCCACGAGACUGCCUCAGGCAUCUGCGCCCAUUGCAGUAUCGAAACUUCCAAGCUAUGUGCAGGUUGCAAAGAUGGUGUCGAAUUCGUCGAAGGCGCAGACAGGACUUAUUAUUGUGGAACCGACUGCCAAAAGGCAGACUGGGCCGUGCACAAAGUGCUAUGCAGGAAGUUGAAGACUCAUCAAGCUUUGUACCAAGCAGGAAGCCUUCUCCGCAUGCUCUGGAACCUUUCCCGAGCGUAUAGCUUUGGAACCAAGAUCGACCGAGUUGAAGUUCAUGACAAUGUUGUAAAAUUCUGGGAGACAAGCGGAAGCCUAUGCAAGGGCCCUUUCCCGCAUCAUCUAUUCACAGACGAAAAGGUCAAGCAAGCAGUACUGGACACGAGUGCAUGUGGAGACGCCUUGUUCAACAUGAGAAAAUUGGUCCGUGACAUUCUCUCCAACGUGUGUACCAGAUUUGAUGAAGUCUGCGUCAUUGUCAAGAAUCCUCCUUGGAUCACAAAAUGCCUCAAUCGGAAUUCCACCAACGAUCAAUAUGUGGAGUAUGUGUAUGGAACCGUUGUGAAGAAAGGGUUCUCUCAUCUGGCCUUUCGCGCAACGCUCAGACAGGCCCCUGAAUGCUUCAUCAUCGACCUGGCGAACGGACAAUAUGGCCACUUCGACACGGUGAUCCCGCUAGAGAAAUACUUGGCGGAGAGGGUGGAAAAGGUCUCGAAUGUCAAUCCCUUUGGCACAUAUGAUGAGACAAUCGGCGCCGUGAAUGAAGCCAACAGCAGGUAUUUCGACAGAGCGCAAUUCAACGCUCUAAGAAUGGACAGUUUGUUGCAAGCUUGGCUAGGCGAGCAACAGCUCACAUCGAAGAGCUUAAUUGGCCUCGGCAAAGCAUCGUUCAAAGACAAGCUUGCUCAGCUGCAACACUAUGCCUCAGCCGGCUUGGCCGCAACAGCUGAUGCCUCGAUCCAGUGUGGAAACCUCCUGGUCAAUCUGGCCCACGCAAGAGACCCAAAAGAAGAAGGAAAAAUGUUGAGACGACGUAUGAACCUGCUGAAAGCAGCUGGGAUUACAGUCGACAUGAUGCAACAGGAGAACAGGAGAUGGUUCCGAUGCUGA